CGUAGGCCGGGCUGCACGCCUGGGGGCCGUGAUGGCGAACGUGUCCGAGAGGACGCUGCAGCUGUCCGUGCUGGUGGCCUUCGCCUCCGGAGUGCUGGUGGGCUGGCAGGCAAAUCGGCUGCGGCGACGCUACCUGGACUGGAGGAAGAAGAGGCUGCAAGACAAGCUGGCGGCGACGCAGAAGAAGCUGGACCUGGCCUGAGAUCCCCGCGCUGUCGGUCCCCGCCGGCCCCCGCGCGGCCACCACGAGGCCACCUUGCGUCUCCGGCGCGGGACUCCGGCCGAAGCCAGGCUCGCCUCAAGCUCUCCGCCCUCAGUGUCGGGCUCUUCCCGGAGCCUGUGAGCAACACUUAUAGGGGUGCUCUAAGGGGAGACUGGGGACCGACGGAUAUCUUGGGGCAGGAGGGUCUUUGGAGAGCGCACAGGAGCUUGUUGAAGAUGGAUCUAGAGAACUGGAUAGAAAUAGUUUCUCCUUGCACUGUAUGAAUCAAUUUUAUUUUUAAAAUAAAAGAAUACAAACAUGUUU
This is a messenger RNA of Hippopotamus amphibius kiboko, 526 nucleotides long. RefSeq names its product mitoregulin (gene MTLN). Bases 32 to 202 code for a protein of 56 amino acids. Gene Ontology annotation, cellular component: mitochondrial inner membrane. Gene Ontology annotation, biological process: positive regulation of mitochondrial membrane potential. The record is from RefSeq and is a predicted model, not a curated record. Lineage: Eukaryota; Metazoa; Chordata; Mammalia; Artiodactyla; Hippopotamidae. The transcript is spliced from 2 exons.